Molecule: messenger RNA, 1035 nt
Organism: Schizophyllum commune H4-8
Lineage: Eukaryota; Fungi; Basidiomycota; Agaricomycetes; Agaricales; Schizophyllaceae
Exons: 4
Coding region: 1-1035 (344 amino acids)
Biological process (GO): regulation of exit from mitosis; maintenance of rDNA
Source: RefSeq, a predicted model, not a curated record
AUGAACGGCCCACCGGUCACCCCAGCGCGCAGUGCUCGCCCGUCCAUAGGCCUGUACAGGUCGCCCGCAUCGACACCCUCUAUCGCGUCGUCUAUCCCCUUUGACUGGGAAGCCGCGCGCUCACACAAGCCUGCCCCCUAUGGCACGCCACUGCGCAAGAAGACCUCCGGUGUAGGUGGCGGCGCACCACGCAAAGCAAUUGUUCGCAAAAAAUCAUUGUAUACGAGGAUAAGGGACAUUCCCAGCCGCAUCGCGUUUGAGUUUACGCAGUUCCCCAACAAUGUCCCACUCCCCUCGCACCAAACCUCCGCCCGCAUCCUCGGCGGUCUGCUGCACUUCCUCCACCUAUGCGUCCGCGUCAGCCAGGGCCGCGCCGUUCCCGACUCUGAGCUUGGUUGGGAAGACAUGUAUGCCGAGGACACCGGCGCAAGCUGGUUCAGCUGGACCGUGCCCCUCACGCUCCUCCUCCUCGGCGCGGCCAUCCUCAACGCCAUGUACCUCUUCACGCGCGUCAGGAUCUACCGCCUGCACCGGCGGCAAGACCCCGUGAGCUCGCCGAAUGCAAAGUACGUGUCCGAGGAGCUCGACUUUGAGCCACUCGAGGCGCCCUCGAUCAAGGAGCAGCUUUGGGGCGCGUUCACGAAGAGCUUCCGCUGGCUGCUCGGGAUGAAGCCGAAGGCAGCGGCGAAGACGAGGACGGCGACGAGGAUACUGCAGAUGGAAGUCUGGACCCCGGGGGAUGUGGAGACAUCGUUGUUCUGCGUGUACUCGCCGGUGCAUGCGCUGUUGUGGAUGCAGACGGGCUCUUCGAACUGGAUCAUGAUGUUCGCCAUCAUGGCCUUGGUCGGCUUCCAGCUUCACGCCCUCUGCCACUCAUUCAAGGCCCUCGUCAAGGACAAAGAAAUUAUCGCCGCCGAGGUCAUGCAUGAGUACAACGAAGGGUUCGUCUACCCUCGCGUCAACCCCAUACGCAAAGACGCCGCCGUCAUGACCCACCAAUCGGAGAUGGUCGACCCCUGGGAGGAUUACUAUUGA